This is a messenger RNA of Fonsecaea erecta, 846 nucleotides long. Its product is annotated as formyltetrahydrofolate deformylase. Gene Ontology annotation, molecular function: formyltetrahydrofolate deformylase activity. Gene Ontology annotation, biological process: 'de novo' IMP biosynthetic process. Lineage: Eukaryota; Fungi; Ascomycota; Eurotiomycetes; Chaetothyriales; Herpotrichiellaceae. The coding region runs from base 1 to 846 and encodes 281 amino acids. The record is from RefSeq and is a predicted model, not a curated record. The transcript has 2 exons.
AUGGCCAACGACCACAUUCUGACCCUGUCAUGUCCAGACAAGCCGGGGAUUAUCCAUUCUGUCACAGGCAUCUUCGCUCGGAAUAACCUCAACAUCCUCGACUUGCAGCAAUUCAGCGACCGGACUUCGGAGAAAUUCUUCAUGAGAGUCCAUUUUGGACCGGCGGACAACACCAAAUUCUUGAUACCCUCGUUCGAUGAGCUAGCAAACGAUAUCAAAAUGGACUACGAGCUAAGGCCUGUGGCCGAGAAGCCCAAGGUUUUGAUCAUGGUCUCCAAGAUCGGCUACUGCUUGAACGACCUCCUUUUUCGCCAGAAGACUGGACAAUUGGCUAUUGAAGUACCGUUAAUUGUCUCGAAUCAUCAGGAUUUCGAGCCGCUAGCCAAGAGCUACAACAUUGCUUUUCACCACCUGCCUGUCACUAAGGACACCAAGGCUGAACAGGAAACUCGUAUUCUGGAGCUCAUCAAAGAAAACCACAUCGACCUAGUAGUGCUGGCGCGGUACAUGCAGGUGCUCUCACCAAAGCUGUGCGAAGCCAUGUCUGGCAAAAUCAUCAACAUCCAUCACAGCUUCUUGCCUUCCUUCAAAGGGGCCAAGCCUUACCACCAGGCCUUUGAAAGAGGCGUCAAGAUCAUUGGCGCCACGGCUCAUUUCGUCACCGCCGAUUUGGAUGAAGGCCCGAUCAUCGAGCAGAGGGUCACCAGAGUGGAUCAUAGCAUGACGCCCAAGGAACUCGUGGACGAGGGGAGUAAUGUGGAGAGCCAGGUGCUGGCCGCGGCAGUCAAAUGGUGGUCAGAGAAAAGAGUGUUUUUGAACGGGCAUAAGACGGUGGUAUUCAACUGA